Messenger RNA from Paramormyrops kingsleyae, 3365 nucleotides. RefSeq lists its product as uncharacterized. Lineage: Eukaryota; Metazoa; Chordata; Actinopteri; Osteoglossiformes; Mormyridae. The record is from RefSeq and is a predicted model, not a curated record. Gene Ontology annotation, biological process: negative regulation of T cell proliferation; T cell costimulation; positive regulation of T cell proliferation. Gene Ontology annotation, cellular component: external side of plasma membrane.
GAAUGUGAAACUGAAAGUUUUAGAUUAAACGCUUUAGUAUUGCUUUUGAUUUGCUUAUGAGAUUUUUUAAAAAAGAUAAACGUACGGUCGUUUUUUUCUGUUACUUAUCUGCAAAACUGCAUAGUAAAUGUCAAACAUAACUGAAUUAUUAUGCAGCCGUACUGGAACAGUUUUAUUUGUUAGAGAUAACGUGAUUUCUGGUUUAACCUUACAUUGUCGAUAUAUAUAUAAAAAUAAACCGAAUAUGUAAUCUGAAACCCUCAGCUCACCCCUGCAUCACUUUACCCGACGAACGGUCAUAAGGUGGCUGGAUGGGUUUCGAGUUCUAAAUCAACAAUCAAGCCUCAAGAUAGGAUGUAUUUCCUAAGUUCAGGAAUUUAUUGAAAGAGGAAGUGCUUGCGUGCCGCCGACUGCGUGUCAUUAUUGUUAUUAUUUAACCCGAGUGCAAGUAGUCAGACAGCAGCACCGGCUGGCGCCCGAUGAGAAGUUCCUGCAGGAGCCCUGACGGUGUAGUGAUGGUCACAAAUAUAGCGGGUGAAAUUAACAUGGCCCGUCUCUUGUUAUUACAAGUGGUCUUGUUGCCAAGUGUUCUUGGUCUCUUCACGGUGGAAGUGGCUAGUCCAUCCUACCAGGCAGAAUUUGAUGAUUCUGUCAGUUUGGAGUGCAGAUUCGCGCCGGUGGACAGCACCUCUAAUCUGUCUGUAUUCUGGCACCGCAUCCUUCCGAAGCCCCCACUGGGCGUCUACAGCUUACAGAAUGGACAGGAGGACCUCAGCUUCCCGGACCCACACUUCAGUGGCAGAGUAGAACUCCCGAAAGAUAGCUUAAGUAGCGGAAAAGCUCUGCUUAAUAUCAACAAACUGAGGAUAAAUGACUCUGGGACAUACCAGUGUCUUGUGGAGAUGGUAGGUGCUGACUACAAGCAGACAACCCUCACUGUAAAAGCCACGUAUCAAUCAGUUAAGAAGAGCAUAAGAAGUACUGGGGGAGAUGAGGUGGAGUUGUCCUGCCAAGCAGAAGGCUACCCACUAGCCAAAGUUGUUUGGACAGACGGGAGAGGCAGAAAACUUGAGAAUGACAAUUUCACCAAUUUCACAUCUUCAGACCAGCUCAUCCACAUCACCAGCCAAGUCACCAUAAAAACCUUCAGCAACAACUACACAUGUACCGUCAUGGGGGAAAGACAGCCACAUCCAUUCGCCACAUUUACCAUUCCAGAGGAAAUACCUGGAACUUAUUCAGGAAAACCCCCUAUUGGUCUUGUGUUUCUGGCAGUCUUUGUUGUGACUGUGGUAACGGCUGUAGCCUUGCUCUUAUAUCACAGACAGAAAGGCCACAAACGACACAAUGCUUUGAGGAACAAUGAGUAUCUAAUUCAAGAAAACAUCGCUGCUGCACUGGAAGAGGGACAGGUGGGGGAACUGAGGAAGGUGCUGAAAAACAGACACGUGGAGCUUUUCGCGGAGGUGGAGGAAGGGCAGCUCAGGGCCCUUUGUGACAAUGAGUUACCUCACAGGCUACGCAGCAGGGAGGGCGUGACGGUCGACGUCACUUCUCUCCUGCCUGACGUGAGGGAGACUGUGCUCCUGGAAGGGAAGACCGGAUGUGGAAAGUCGUCUGUGGCUCUCAGCUUGGCCUCCAUCUGGGCUCAUGACUUCGACUGGGAUCCCUUUGGUGUCACACAACUCCUGCUGCUGAUCCUCGUGACCUGCAAAGGAAUAAUGGGCGACCUUUUCCAAGAGGCAGCGUCGCAGCUCAACUUGGGGGGCCAGCUCACAGCUGAGGGUCUCCGGACGCUCAUGGCAGGGCCGGUCGAGGGGCUGCUAAUCCUGGACGGGUACAGAGAAGGCAGCAAGGAACUAGAUGAAUCCCUGGCCAGGUUUCUGAGGGACAGGCAGAUAUGCCGCGUGCUGAUCACGGCACAGCCUGGUCAGUGUGGCAUUCUGGAAAAGAGCUGCGGAACCAUUCUUCAGCUCCCCAGUAUGGAACCUGAAACUCAAGGACUCUCCUGAAAGUCAUCAAGGGAUAAACUGUUGAACUGAAGGGAAGCCUUGGAAUUUUGUUUUCCCGUAGUGCCUUUGACAUGCAUGUCUGAGUGUUGAAUGUAAUCAUUUUUUUCUGUGUAUGACACACUUGACACAUAAGAUUAUGGGAGAGGAGGACUUCGAGCAUCAAUAUAUUUACAUCGUCUUGUUGCUGAAGCUCUUAUCGGGGGGCAGCGUGUGGCUCACUGGCCUAAGCCUGUGUGCCUCUAAUCGCACAGUCAGUCAGGCGGGUGGGUGGGUAAUCACACACCGGUUCAAACCCAGCCUCUGCACGUCUGUAGGUCCUUGAGCAAGGCCCUUAACCCCCAGCUCCCUGGGCGCCCCAACAGGUGGCUGCCCUUCACAGACAGCUUACUCUACAAAGAGCAGGUUGAGGGAGGCGUGAAGACAAUUAAGUAUCUAUGAUGAUUAUCUAAAAUAAGUUACAUGGACGUCAUGAAAUUCACUGCUUACAAAUAGUGUACAAUUAAUGUGCAGUGAAAACACUCAGAUUAGUCGCACUGCUGCAGGAGGGGUUUUAAAUUGGACUGAUACAUCACACACUGCAUUAAGUACUGGUCCUGAGAAAAAGAAUGAGGCUGUUAAGGAGAGGAGAGUAAUCCUAGCUGCACACACAAAAAGCCAGACAGAUACUCCAGUUGUUGGGUAUGCAGUGCUAAUCAGGAGCUGUUACGUGAGGGUCAUUCCAGACAAAGGCAAUACUCCAAUAGCAGAAGAAUUUCUAUAUGCAGUUUUCAGCCAGGCAGGGAGAAGUGAAUCAGUCGAAACACUUCCCUGUAGCUUAGCUAGCAGUGCAUUAAGCAACACAAAGGUUGUGGAUUCAAAUCCCAGGCAGCACAAAUGAACUGUAGCUUUUCCAUCUACUGCUGUGGAUGAAAGUGUCUGAUGAAAUACUGUAAAGGAAUGUAAAGCAGGAGCCAAAAGACUGGGGAUCGGUCAUCGAUAGCUGGGGAAAGGGAAGAGAAUGCGAUGUACUGUAGCUAAUGGCAGAGUUUCCAUUCACUGAUAAUCAUUUACCGGUAUUUCAUAAUCAUUUUAAUGAUUGCUGUUAUGGAUGUUUAUGAAUCAGCCAAUCACGUACAUUGAUACUGGGGAUAUGAAUCUCAUUUUAUACUGUCUACUGGGCUAUAACAAAUGUAGUGAACUGUUUAUUGUUUGAUGACUCCUGUAGAUUCAACAUGAUAUAGAUUCAAAUGCGUGUGAAGCAUACGUGUGGGACUGUUGAAUCCUUGAAAACACUGCAUUGCAUUACUGAAUGUACAGCUGUGUGAAUUAAUAUAUGAAGGUCAUAGUAACCAAUAAAUAGUAUUCAUAAAUGAA